UAGCAAUGAUACUUGACAAAACUGAAAGUUUAUACAUCAUAACAUAACCUUCAAAAUUCUUUGUAGGAUGAGUUUUUUUAUAAAUUUUCUGAAAAGAUUUCUACACAAUAUGCUACAACUACUCUCUUUUGGUAGAAAGACUAUUGCUAAUUCCCUCAGUAUUUAUGUGAAAACCAAUACGGGAAAUACAAUUUCGGUGGAUUUGGAUCCGAAAUGGGAUAUAAAAAAUGUUAAAGAGUUUGUAGCCCCCCAAUUAGGAUUGCAACCAGAAGAAUUAAAAAUUAUAUUUGCCGGAAAAGAACUUGGCGACUCUAUAGUAAUUGAGGAAUGUGAUUUGGGGAACAAAAGUAUACUUCAUGCUGUAAAAUGUAGGAAACGUGCAUUUGUUUCUUCGCCUCACAGUACUUUGUUAGAAGAAGUUGUUGAGGAAGGCAGCAAACCAUUAUGCGAAACACUUGUAGAUUUGCAGUUAACGUCACUUGAACGAAGUAACAUAUCCGAAGAAGAUAGGGAAAGAAGUAGAGCCCACUUUUAUGUUCAUUGUGGUACCUGUGGUGGUUUGCGUGCCGGAAAGCUAAGAGUGAGAUGCAGUAUUUGUUCUGGAGGAGCAUUUACUGUCUGGUCGGAUCCACAAUGCUGGGCAGAUGUCUUAAAACCACAUAGGAUUUUAGGUGAAUGUGAAAGCAGAGAAAUUCCAUGCACGAGGAGCGAUGGUGCGCCACCUUUUGCGGAGUUUUAUUUUAAAUGUGCGGAACAUUGUACAGAUGGUGAACGUGAUGAAGCUGUUCCUCUUAGUUUAGUCAAAUCAAAUUUGCGAAAUAUACCAUGUCUUGCGUGCACUGAUAUUAGGGAUCCUGUGCUGGUUUUUCCUUGUGUCUCAGGUCAUGUAACAUGCCUAGAUUGUUUCAGACAUUAUUGUAGUUCUAGAUUAGCUGAUCGUCAAUUUGUACCCCAUGAAGAGUUAGGGUAUACCUUACCUUGUCCAGCCGGCUGUGAAAAUUCUUAUGUUGAAGAAAUACAUCACUUUAGAUUGCUAACUCAUGAGCAGUAUGAUAGGUACCAAAGAUUUGCUACCGAAGAAUUUGUUUUACAAUCUGGUGGUGUUCUGUGUCCUCAGCCAGGAUGCGGGAUGGGGAUUUUAAUGGAUCCUGAUUGUAGAAAAGUUCAAUGUCUUAAUGGCUGUGGUUUUGUGUUUUGUCGAUCAUGUUUGCAAGGCUACCAUAUAGGGGAAUGUUUACCAGAUACAAGUUCACUGCAACCUUUGAUGAGUUCUUGUGAAUAUACUGUGGAUCCGAAUAGAGCUCAAGUUGCCCGUUGGGAUGAGGCAACAAAGGUUACUAUAAAAGUAUCUACAAAACCAUGCCCAAAAUGCAGAACUCCAACUGAAAGAGAUGGUGGAUGUAUGCAUAUGGUUUGUACCCGAGCUGGAUGUAACUUUGAUUGGUGUUGGGUAUGCCAAGAACCUUGGACAAGAGAAUGUAUGGGUUCUCAUUGGUUUGGCUAA
Molecule: messenger RNA, 1504 nt
Organism: Ctenocephalides felis (cat flea)
Lineage: Eukaryota; Metazoa; Arthropoda; Insecta; Siphonaptera; Pulicidae
Gene: park
Product: E3 ubiquitin-protein ligase parkin
Exons: 8
Coding region: 68-1504 (478 amino acids)
Biological process (GO): protein polyubiquitination; negative regulation of protein phosphorylation; ubiquitin-dependent protein catabolic process
Cellular component (GO): ubiquitin ligase complex; Golgi apparatus; cytosol
Molecular function (GO): zinc ion binding; ubiquitin protein ligase activity; ubiquitin conjugating enzyme binding
Source: RefSeq, a predicted model, not a curated record